Messenger RNA from Callorhinchus milii (elephant shark), 2099 nucleotides. RefSeq names its product nucleosome assembly protein 1-like 1 (gene nap1l1). The coding region runs from base 100 to 1296 and encodes 398 amino acids. Gene Ontology annotation, cellular component: chromatin; nucleus. The transcript has 15 exons. NCBI's taxonomy places the organism in Eukaryota, Metazoa, Chordata, Chondrichthyes, Chimaeriformes, Callorhinchidae. The record is from RefSeq and is a predicted model, not a curated record. Gene Ontology annotation, molecular function: chromatin binding; histone binding. Gene Ontology annotation, biological process: nucleosome assembly.
AAAUCCGGCCAAUCGGCUCCUUCUUCUUCCUUUACCGCCAUCGGAGAGCCGCUCCCGCACCCGCACCGCAGCCGCUCCGCUAUUUCAUCUUGUAACACGAUGGCAGACCUUGAUAACAAAGAGCAGACUGAGCAUGAUCAAAAAGAGGACAUGGAGGAUGUGGAGGAUAUAGAAGAAGAGGAAACCAGUGAGGAUGUAGAUAGCAAAGCUCGGCAGCUUACAGUUCAAAUGAUGCAGAACCCGCGGAUUCUGGCAGCGCUACAAGAGCGACUUGACGGUCUCGUAGGAAAUCCAUCUGGUUAUCUAGAAAGUUUGCCUAAAAUCGUUAAGCGACGUGUAAAUGCUCUCAAGAAUCUCCAGGUGAAAUGUGCACACAUAGAAGCCAAGUUCUAUGAAGAAGUUCAUGAAUUGCAAAGAAAGUAUGCUGCUCUUUAUCAACCACUUUUUGACAAGAGGAGUGAUAUCGUCAAUGCUAUCUUUGAGCCCACAGAAGAAGAAUGCAAAUGGCAAGGCGAUGAAGAGGAGGAACUGUCGGUAAAUCCGGAUGAAAUGAAAGAGAAAGCAAAAGUAGAGGAAGAGAAAAAAGAUGAAGAAAAGGAAGCUCCAAAAGGAAUACCAGACUUUUGGUUGACAGUUUUCAAGAAUGUUGACUUGCUGAGUGACAUGGUUCAGGAGCAUGAUGAACCAAUCAUAAAGCAUUUAACAGACUUGAAGGUGAAAUUUUCAGAUGUUGGACAACCAAUGAGCUUUACUUUGGAGUUCUCCUUCGAGCCAAAUGAAUACUUUACAAAUGAAUUGUUGACAAAGACAUACAAGAUGAGGUCGGAACCUGAUGAGUCUGACCCUUUUUCAUUUGAUGGACCAGAAAUCAUGGGAUGCACGGGGUGCCCUAUUGACUGGAUGAAGGGAAAGAAUGUCACAAUGAAAACUAUCAAAAAGAAGCAGAAACACAAGGGACGUGGCACUGUCAGGACAGUUACAAAAACUGUACCCACUGACUCUUUCUUCAACUUUUUUAGCCCUCCUGAGGUUCCAGAGAAUGGAGAUUUGGAUGAAGACUCUGAAGCAAUCCUAGCUGCUGACUUUGAAAUUGGUCACUUUCUACAUGAACGUAUAAUUCCACGAGCAGUGUUGUAUUUCACAGGAGAAGCCAUUGAAGAUGACGAUGAUGAUUAUGAUGAAGAAGGUGAAGAAGCAGAUGAUGAGGAAGGUGAGGAAGAAGCAGAUGAAGAAAAUGACCCAGAUUAUGACCCUAAGAAGGACCCAACCCCACCAUCAGAGUGCAAGCAGCAGUGAAGUCUGCUAAUGUGGCCUUGAGGAAUAACUGCACUGUACUGGCUUAUUAUACACAACUAAUAGUUACUUAACAGCCUUAUAAAGUUUUGUAUUUUCUUGGUAGAACAGGUUUCAAUUAACACUUUUUUGUUAAUCAUGAGCCCUCAAAUCAGCCAGUUCAGACCAUGGUUGCUACUCAUUUUACAUUUUUUUUUAUUGGCUAUAGAUGGAAUCGGGUUUAAAAAAAAAUUCAUGAAAUCUCAUCAUCAGCUACACAAUUUGGGUUCUUCAUAAUAACUUGCAUUGUUAGAGGUAAUACCUAUGGAAGGCUUUUAGGACCUGCAAAAUUCAGAGACCAAUAUUUGUUUAGAAAUAUUCUGCUGGAGAACAAUCAACCAAAGUAAUUAUCCUUUUCUUCAGCCCAGUUGUCUGAAUGGAUUAAACUGUGGAUAGAUUCAUUUUGUAGUUGAAUCUGUGUAAAGUGGACUUUAUACAAAAUGAAAUAAAAUUGUGAAACAUGUCUGUGCUCACACUAGCUGUGCCUUCAUUACUCUGGUGUUCCUGUAAACAUGCAAUCACAGUGAGUUGUCUACUGGGAGACGUACAUAUUAAAGUUCUAUGACUGGGUGAAGUUUCUAGAAGAGUCAGUGGAAGGUUUUCAAAACGUGCAACCAUGUGUCCUGUUCAUACAUUGCUUAAUUAUGCUAUGGUUUCCAUUUCAUUUGUUUUAAUGUGAGAUUGUGAAAACAAUGAAGCUUAACCACCACCUAAAAAGGUCAUACUCUGUAUCACUUGGGGUGUGAAUAAAAACUAGUAUUUUCAGA